AUUCUCCAAAACCCAAACCAAACACAAAACACACAGUUAACGGUGAACUAAUGAGUGUAGAUUGCGCGGGAAACAUCUUUCGUUUCCGCUCUUCCUCUACACCUCUUGUACUGUGCAGCAGCAGCUACAGGGGAUAGGCUGCAAUGUGUCCAUCAUGCGUUCCACUUGCAGCCGAAAAUGAAUAUUGGACGGAUGAGACAAUCUGUAUGUCCUUAUUCAACUUCAAAAGCGGGGAACCUCUACCCUUAAAUGUAACUUCAGACGUAAAUCCAUACCAACAUAAACCCUCAGAUCUACCUGCUGGUUUAUGGUACUUGUGCUCCGGGGUAAAAACGGAUGCAGAGUGUGGAUUCUGGCAGGAAACCGAGGCGGCUUGUGAGAUAUUUUCUAACGCUGUCAUCCUUGGUUUAAGAACUACUCUUCAGUUUCACGAGGGGCGGGCCCCACAUGGACGAAAGACUGAGUGGGUGAUGCAAGAAUAUAGAAUAACCAACAAGUAUGACAAUGAUCCGAUGGAUCUUAGAGCAUUAUGCAGAGUGUUUUUGGCUGAUGAAAAUAGACCACCCUCUGGGCACUGCACUGCUGAUAUUAACGUCAAAAUCUCCGUAAACUUCGGGCCAAAAGCAGUUUCGGCCAGUGACCCGGAAUCUCCGGGUCAUUUUCUUGAAAACUCAUCCGAACGGGAUUGUAUUUUGACGGGAGACUAUUUUGAGUUGAACGAUCUGGUCGAUCGGGGAUCGCGUUCUUCAAGUUCAUCCGAUUCAAGUGGUUUGACGAUGACUUCAGAAGAAUACGUUGACCCAAUAGCUCUCUUGCAAGAACUGCAGGAUGAUUUGAUAGAUCAAGAAAUGAAUGAUUCAAGUGGCAAAUUAAAUCCUUCUGCACCUGUAAAGUCAAAAGAAGUGGUGUUACACACUGCUACUUCAGUAGCGUAUCCACGAAACAACAAAGAGUGCAAACCUUCGUCUGAAAAGACCUCCAAAGCAGAAAAGAGGACCGCAAGCACUUCAAAUGGCGUUAAAAUGACAUCAUCUUCAAGUAUUUGUGAAAACACAUCCAAAGAGGGAAACAAUGAGCAUGUUAGGAGGACCAAAAGGCGUAAAAUUAUGAAGUAUUUAUGCUUCUUGGCAUUCUAAGUAGUUGCUUGCAUAACAAGAAAUGUUUCUUGAGAUAGAAGAAACCAUGAGGGUUGCUAAAUGAGGUGAGUUUUCUUUAUACCAGUGGUAAUUUGUGUUGUAAGAUAACACGUGAAUAGUGUAAUGGUAUGUGUAGCACCAGUACAAUGGUGAUUUCAUAUUUACUCGUCUUGUUUAAAACAUGUUUUGUACUCGAUAUUGUAUAAUAUAAUUGUGUUGUAAGAUAACAUGUGGAUAGUGUCAAUGGGUAUGUAUAACACUUGUUCAGUUGUGAUUUCA
Molecule: messenger RNA, 1415 nt
Organism: Helianthus annuus (common sunflower)
Lineage: Eukaryota; Viridiplantae; Streptophyta; Magnoliopsida; Asterales; Asteraceae
Product: NAC domain containing protein 50
Exons: 5
Coding region: 144-1136 (330 amino acids)
Biological process (GO): regulation of DNA-templated transcription
Molecular function (GO): DNA binding
Source: RefSeq, a predicted model, not a curated record